AUGGACGCGGUGCUGCUGGAGCCCUUCCCCGGGGGCCUGGACGCCUUCCCGGCAGCCUACCUGGACGACGAGGACUUCCUCACCGACCAGUCCUCCCGGGACCCCCUGGAGGACGGCGAGGAGCUGCUGGCGGAGGAGCACGCCCAGGUGGACUUCCUCGGCCACGAGCUGCACGAGUGCUGCUACCGCGACGGGGCGUGCCUGCUGCUGCCGCCGCCGCCCGCGCCCGCGCCGCCGCCGCCGCCGUCGGGGGCCCCCGGGGAGCCCGAAGACCUCGGGGGCCCCGGCUACUGCUGCGGGGCGGCCGUGGGCCCCGGCGCCUUCCCCUACUCGCCCGGCUCGCCGCCCGCGUGCCUGGCCUACCCGUGCGCCCCCGGGGCGCGGCUGCGUGGCCUGGGCGGCGCGGUGGCGGCGCGGCGGCGGCGGCGGGUGCGCUCCGAGGCGGAGCUGCAGCAGCUGCGGCAGGCGGCCAACGUGCGCGAGCGGCGGCGCAUGCAGUCCAUCAACGACGCCUUCGAGGGGCUGCGCUCGCACAUCCCCACGCUGCCCUACGAGAAGCGCCUCUCCAAGGUGGACACGCUGCGCCUGGCCAUCGGCUACAUCAACUUCCUCAGCGAGCUGGUGCAGGCCGACCUGCCACUGCGCGGCGGCGGCGGCGGCGGUGCGGGCGGCGGCGCGGGAGGCGGCGGGCCGGGCGGCGGGCGCCUGGGCUCGGACAGCCCGGGCAGCCAGGCCCACAAGGUCAUCAUUUGCCAUCGGGGCACGCGUCCCCCAUCCCCCGGCGAUCCGGAUUACGGACUCCCGCCGCUCGCCGGACACUCACUCUCGUGGACUGACGAGAAACAGCUCAGCGAACAGAACAUCAUCCGGACAGCCAAAGUGUGGACGCCCGAGGACCCCAGAAAGCUCAGCGGCGUGGAAAACCAGCCGCCUUUGGAGGUGGCGUCCUGA
Lepus europaeus (European hare) is the source of this 951-nucleotide messenger RNA. RefSeq names its product pancreas associated transcription factor 1a (gene PTF1A). The record is from RefSeq and is a predicted model, not a curated record. Gene Ontology annotation, biological process: developmental process; regulation of transcription by RNA polymerase II. The transcript has 2 exons. The coding region runs from base 1 to 951 and encodes 316 amino acids. Gene Ontology annotation, molecular function: RNA polymerase II transcription regulatory region sequence-specific DNA binding; DNA-binding transcription factor activity, RNA polymerase II-specific; protein dimerization activity. NCBI's taxonomy places the organism in Eukaryota, Metazoa, Chordata, Mammalia, Lagomorpha, Leporidae.